GUGUGUGUGUGACUGUGUGUGUGUGACUGUGUGUGUGUGACUGUGUGUGACUGUGUGUGUAUGACUGUGUGACUGUGUGUGUAGGGGCACGCGUGGCCAUCAAGAAGAUUCCGUGUGCCUUUGACGUGACAACGACCGCCAAGAGGACUCUGCGUGAACUCAAGAUGCUGCUCCACUUCAAGCACGACAACGUCAUCGCCAUCCGGGACCUACUGCUGCCGCAAGACCCACGCAACUUCAAGGACGUCUACGUGGUCCUGGACCUCAUGGAGAGCGACCUGCACCAGAUCAUCCACUCGUCACAGUCGCUGAGCGCCGAGCACGUGCGAUACUUCCUGUACCAGCUGCUGCGGGGCCUCAAGUUCGUGCACUCGGCACGGGUCCUCCACCGCGACCUGAAGCCCUCCAACCUGCUGGUGAACGAGACGUGCGAGUUGAAGAUCGGAGACUUCGGCAUGGCGCGGGGGAUGGCCUCCCUGUCGCCGGGAGGGCACCAGGCUCAGCCGGAUUCUGAGAACUGCCUCAUGACGGAGUACGUCGCGACCAGAUGGUACAGGGCACCAGAGCUGAUGUUGGCCUUGCAUCACUACACUCAGGCUGUGGACAUGUGGUCUGUGGGGUGCAUCUUUGCUGAGAUGCUGUCACGGAGGCAGCUGUUCCCCGGCCGCAACUACCUCCACCAGCUACAGCUCAUCCUGGCCGUGCUGGGGACACCCCCACCAGAGCUCACACAGGCCAUCGGCGCUGAGCGUGUGCGUGCCUACGUGCUCAGCCUGCCCCCGCGCUCGCCCGCCCCGCUGGGCCCCCUCUUGGGGGGCUCCGCCGUGGCCGCGGCCGCGGCCUCGUGUGACCCCCAGGCCGUGGAGCUGCUGGGACUGCUCCUGCGGCUGUCUCCCGGCGAACGUCCGAGUGCGGCGGCGGCGCUCAGCCACCCCUACCUGGCACAGUAUCACGACUCCAGCGACGAACCUGACUGCGUCCCCGCGUUCGACUUCAGCUUCGACAGGCCCACACUCAGCCGUCACGAGGCCAGAGACGCGGUGCUGACGGAGAUUCAGGCGUUUCAUGCCAAACGCGAGGGCAUCCAACGCAAGAUCACCGUCCGGCCUCACCUCCGCCCAGCCAGCAGCAGCAGCAGCAGCAUCAGCAGCGGCAUCAGCAGCGGAAUCAUCAGCGGCGGCAGCAGCUCCCGGCACAGUAACGGGGACGGCGGCUGCACCUUCGGCGUUGGCAGCGGCAAGCACAGUCAUGCUCAUCAGCAGCAUCAUCAGCAGCAGCAGCAGCAUCAUCAGCAGCAGCAGCAGCAUCAGCAGCAGCAUCAGCAGCAGCAGCAUCAGCAGCAGCAGCAUCAGCAGCAGCAGCAGCAACCGAGUGCCAGAGCGGGAGUGGACGACGCGUAUGGAGGGGACGUGGACAUGCCCAGCGCCAGCUCCGUGUGCUCAAUGGACCUGGGCCUUGCGGCCCUGGAGCCAAAGUCUCCGCUGGGGAUGAGCAGGGACGCAGGCGCGGCCGAGGACGUCCCUGCGGAGGCCUCGACGGCACCCCCAGCGGCCCACGCGGCGUCCCAGCCGACCUCCUCCUCCUCCUCCUCCUCAUCAUCCUCGUCCACCACCGCCUCCACCUCCAUCUCGUC
Molecule: messenger RNA, 1633 nt
Organism: Petromyzon marinus (sea lamprey)
Lineage: Eukaryota; Metazoa; Chordata; Hyperoartia; Petromyzontiformes; Petromyzontidae
Source: RefSeq, a predicted model, not a curated record